CCGGCCGCAGCGCUUGGUCCCCCAGCUGAGCGCCUCACCUGCCCAUUCAUGCUUUGCUGCGGCUGCUCCGUCAUCUCGGUCAUGGCGCAGCGGAGCUCACCUGGGCGCUUCUUCCUCGCCCCGCGGCUGCUGCUGCUGGUCUUCCUCCUCCUGCCGGCGCUGACGGCGCAGGCUGGGAUGCCGGGGGGCCUUCAGGAGCAGCCCGUCUCCGACCCGGAGGUGCAGAAGGCCGCUCAGUUCGCCCUGGCUGCCUACAACCAGCGGAGCAACAGCCUCUACUAUAGCCGGGCGCUGCGGGUCGUGAAGGCGCAGAGCCAGGUGGUGGCAGGAAUUAAAUAUUACCUGACGGUCGAGGUGGUUAACACAACUUGUGCAAAGAACAGAGGAGGAGGAAGACUGACUGCUGUCGACAUAGAGCGGUGCCCGCUGCCCCCAAACGCAGAACAGCAGAAGCAAAUCUGUGAAUUCCAAGUUUGGUCCCGUCCUUGGCUGAACGAUACGCAGUUGACGUCCAUGAAGUGUAAACCAGCCAGUUCCUGAACCUUGGGCCUCGAAGCCUCUGCAAUGGGCCUUUGGCAACCUGCUUGUAUCGGCUGCCGGAUGAAUUCUGGCCAGCCUGGGUUCCUUAGGCCAAGCUGCCGGCCUUCUCGAACAAGCCUCCAAGAUUCCCUGUUUGGAGAUGAAAAUGUGGGGUUUCCCCCUGCUAAUGGGGACACCCCGCCCAAUGAUCUCCGAACAGACUGUGGCUUGAUCAUCUUUUGCUUCUGUCCAAAGCUAAAGCUUUCUCGGUGUGUCUUGCUGGGAUCUUGAAGGGGAAAUAAAAAUAAAAUCUAAAAUGACCCUA
Molecule: messenger RNA, 844 nt
Organism: Hemicordylus capensis (graceful crag lizard)
Lineage: Eukaryota; Metazoa; Chordata; Lepidosauria; Squamata; Cordylidae
Product: cystatin-like
Exons: 3
Coding region: 49-540 (163 amino acids)
Cellular component (GO): extracellular exosome
Molecular function (GO): cysteine-type endopeptidase inhibitor activity
Source: RefSeq, a predicted model, not a curated record